Eriocheir sinensis (Chinese mitten crab) is the source of this 5098-nucleotide messenger RNA. Its product is annotated as von Willebrand factor A domain-containing protein 7-like. The transcript is spliced from 26 exons. Gene Ontology annotation, molecular function: protein binding. Bases 346 to 4923 code for a protein of 1525 amino acids. Lineage: Eukaryota; Metazoa; Arthropoda; Malacostraca; Decapoda; Varunidae. The record is from RefSeq and is a predicted model, not a curated record.
CACUCGACAGAUAAUUAAAAAGAGGAAGAAGAUUUACCAGUUUAUCGUCAGCAGCCGUGUGUGUGUGACCCGCUCGUGUGAGAAGCGACAGGUGGCUGGCGAGGCGGUGUUACAACAUGUGAACUUAGCACACUCAUGGAGACAAGAAGAAGGCCUGAAAACACGACCUUGCCAGCAGGAUCCAGGAAGGGUCGACGCACCGACUACAGAUGACGCUACUGUAUUGGGAGAUGAGUGCUAUGGGACUCGAGGCCAGGCUCCGUAUGGCUGGUAACACUCGUGUAGGCUCAACGGGGUGCUAAACUAUAUAAGGAGUCAUCGCCCUUGGUUGUCUGUCACUCCGACAUGACUCCACGCGUCCUGCCAGUGGCCACAGUUCUUCUGGUGGUAUUUGGUGCGGCGGCGGCGUUCCUGGCCACGCCGCUCAACACCACCGACCCGGAUGUGGCUGCCAUCCUGUGUCCAGAGCAGACUGUGGGCGUGACGCGAGACCACAAGUGGAUCACCCGCGAGGCCAUCCGUCGCAACAUCCGUCGCUUCUUCCUGGACAACCCGCCACCCGAGCAGUCCGACUUCAACGUGCCCACAGACGCCAGCCUCAGCGAGCUCUACCACGUCUACUACGGUGCCUACGCGUCGCCGGCUCGCUUCAUCAAUGCAGUAAACUCCAUCGCAGCGGCCAACGUCCGAGCUGACUCUGCCCGCCAGCUUAGGUACGAUCCCAGCAUCCAGGCAGACGGCGAGGCAUUGGGUGACCUGCAAGAUAAACUGUCCUCCAGGUAUCCUCAGCUUCUGACGUCCAUCCUAGUGAACGAAGCUUACUCGGCCGCGCGCUCACUCCUCGGCCUCUCCCUCCACUCCAUCCAGAAGUUCUACGCGCACUCCACCUGGGUCGAGGCGGGUAACACUGACAUUCUCCCCGACCUCGGACUCCCUGGCAGCCUUAUUGACAACGUUGCGGGGCCCGAGGAGGACGUCUGCACACCUUGUUCCCAGAGUCAGGGCUCGUGUGAGGGUAACGUGGUCGCGGGCGCUGGCCUCACCACCGGGUAUUACCAGUUCACCGACGAGGACGCUGAUGACUUCCUUAUCCCCAAGCCCUCCUCUGGCGGCAAAUGCAGUCACGGAGGCACGCUGGACGAGAGCGCUGCCCAGCCGGCCAUCGGGGGUAUCAACAAGGACACGGCCUCGCCCUGCUUCUCGCCGCACCACCACCUCCACCAGCAAGCCGCAGACCUCGCCGUGCAGGCCACCGAACACUACCUAGACGUGGUGCUGGACGCAGUGGGCAGCGACAAGUACCGGCGGCUAUUCGAUCUUUACCAAGGCUCAGCGCUCUCCAUCGUGAUCGACACCACGAGUUCGAUGACGAGUGAGAUCAACGCCGUCAAGGAUCAGGUGGCGGAGAUCGUGGCCUCCAUCCCAACGGAGCUGUAUAUUCUUGUCCCGUUCAACGACCCUACCGUGGGUCCCGUGACGAAGACUGACGACUCUGACGAAUUCCUCGCGGCUGUCAACAAGCUGAAUGCCUACGAAGGCGGCGAUAUCCCGGAAUUGUACUGGCAAGGACUGCAGCUCGCCCUCACCAACACCCCAGACUACGGCAACGUCUUCUCCUUCACGGACGCCGAGGGGAAGGACGGCGAGAUCAUGGAGAGCGUCAUAUCACUGGCGCAGGAACGUAACAUCAAGGUGACGGUCAUUUUCAGUGGAUACCUUGGUUAUAAAGACGCCUCGAGCACUACUGUCGGUGUGGAAACUCGUGACCCGCGGUUGGUGACUGGCGUGGACGAGUACCGGCGACUGGCGGACUCUACAGGCGGCCUCUUCAUCCCCUCCUCCAAGUUUGAAGUUGACGCCAUCACGCCCAUCCUCGGUGAUAGCGUUCAGAGCGUUGAUGUGGACAUUACGAUGUUGAAGGACGUGACCGGGGAACACCUCAUCCAAGUACCUAUCGACGACUCCAUUCAGGACUUCGAGGUGCAGCUGGUGGGGUACAUGGACUCCGCCGUGAUGAAGGACAUGACAGGCACGACGUACGACCUGCUGGACAACGCGGCACUGGAGGCGGCGGCAGUGGAGGUAGUCACGUCCUCGGCGGCACUGCGACUCCUGCGCUUCACCAACCCUCGCUUCGGCCCGUGGACCCUCGACUUGGCGGCGGACUCUGCCUACUCGGUGAACGUGAACGCCAACUCCUCCCUCAGCUGGCUCGGGGGGUUCUCCGUCCUCGACCCUUCGCCCCCGCACCCCCACUUCAGCGAGGUGGAAGGCCGCCCCCUCACAAACACGGUGUAUUACGUGGACGUCACCCUGAUUGGCUACCUGGAGAACAACGUUAUUGAUGUGCACAACAUUGAAUACAUCGACAACAGCGGCCUCACGUUGCGGAACAUCACUUACGAUGGAGACAUUGACGACGAGUUCUACAUCCGCUCCGAGCCCCUCCCGGAGCAGCCUUUCAAUAUGAGGCUGUGCGGACACGUGCAGUCUGGCAACGAGUUCUGCCGCAUGCUGCCCGUGCUGAUCACCCCCGUGCAGGCCAGCGUGGAGGUGUGGGCCACGUCGGAGGACCUCUCGACCCGCCCAGGGGAAAGCACCGCUGGAGACUUCCUCAUCACGAACUACGGCCUCGACUCUGACUUCCAAGUGUCUGUCACCGACGACAUGAAGUAUUUUACGAGCCUCAGUCCAUCCACCAUCCACUUGAAAAAUAACGAGUCUGGAUUGGUGACGGCCACCUUCACCGUGCCGUCUAGCAGCCUGCCCGGCACCGUCAGUACCAUUGUCUUCACGGCCCAGAGUGUGAAGCAGACGCACUCCGUCAACAGCGCCGUAACUCAGCUCGUCGUGCUGCCCGAGACGGUUGACACGGCACCUCCAUCAUGCAGUCUGGACCCCGAGCCAGACUGCAGCGGCUACACGGACGCCGCCAUCUGUGCCCAAAAGAACUGGACCACCACGGCCACCCUGCAGGACUCAACUUCAGGUCUGAGCAAUGCCUACGCGAUUCCCGCCGGCUUCGGGUCAGAGGUCACCGGACUGAGCCCCGGAACGACCAACCCCGUGACGGUCUACUAUGAAGCUUCCUGUUGCAAUCCCCAGGUGGAUAUUAUUGGCGUGGACACCGUGGGCAACGUGGGCAAGUGUAGUAUUGACAUGGGCGUUUUAGGAGGAGCCAUCCUGGACCUGGAGGUGGAGUCCGUGGGCGUGCACUGGGCCAUGCUGCGCUGGACCCUCACCGAGAGCGUCCUGGAGCUGCACAAGUACUCGCUCCUCAUCAACGACGACUUCACCUCAGAGUUCCGCUGCACCGAGGCUGAGUGUCAUCACAACGUUACGGACCUCCAGCCCUGCAGUCUCCAGACCUUCCAGCUGACGCCUUACUUUUACCUAGGGGAGGAGGACCGUCUCGGCCUGCCCGCCUACACCGACGCCACCACCCUCGAUCUCGAGCCCGGUUCGCCCGUCAACGGCAGGCAAAUCAACUCCACCAUUACUACGGCCACAGUCGCCUGGGAUUCCGUGAACUCUUUUUGCCUUCACCAGUUCCAGGUGUGUUACCGGCCCUACGGCUUCCCGGGGACGGAGGUGUGCGAGCGGACCAGCGCCGAGUUGUACGAACUGCGCGGUAUCGAGCCCUGCGCCGUCUACGUGGUCACGGUGGUCUCCCUCUCGCCCUCGGGACUACCCAGCGACCCUCUGGAGUUUUACAUCAACAGUGACGAAGCAGACCCCGAGGCGCCCAGGAACGUGGAGGUGGAGCAGGUCACAGAAACCACCGUCAGCCUCACUUGGGACGACCCGCUCCACCGUGUUCUGUGCAUCGACAGGUACAUGAUAUCGUACGGCGAGGUCGAGUUGAUGAGGACGCAGGGGGAUCGAGGGGCCCACGUCACCCUCAGGCAGAACCAGGCCACUGUCUCGGAGCUUCUGCCGUGCACCAACUACACCUUCGUGGUAGCCGCCGUUUCUUUUACGGGAAAAGUCGGACCCGGUGCCCAGAGGAGCGCUGCGACACUAGAGAUGGAAGAUCCCAGCCCCGUGGAAGCGCUACUUGUCGAGCCCAACACCACCACUUCCCUGAAAGUCUCGUGGUCCACGGAUAGAGUCUGUGUCGACCACUUCUCCGUUUGCUACUACGAACACUCUGUACCGGAGAUAAAGUGUCAUGACGAAUACAACACUGAUACCAUCCUAGAGGACUUGUUCCCGUGCACUGAUUACAGCGUCAUCGUCACCGCCAUCACGCCUUCAGGAAGGGAAAGCGAGGAAACCUACAGCGGGGCCACGACUCUCGAAGUCACCCCUGGAGAGCCCCGGAACUUGAAGGUGCUGGAGAGGACGUCUCACACACUGCAGUUAAGCUUCGACCCGCCGACCACUGGCAUCCAGUGCGUCAAUGAAUAUGACAUCCAGGGAAUAAAAUUAGAUUCUUAUUCAUCGAGGGACAAAAUCAUCUGGGGGAAGGUGCCUGUAGAACCUUAUCAGGAAAGUUUGUUUACCAACCUCAUGGCCUGUGCCAACUACGAGAUACGUGUACGCUCCGUGACGCGAGGCCUCCUCACCAGUGACUGGGUGUCCGUGGUCACCAGCACACUGGAGGACACGCCCAGUGUACCACGCAACUUGCAGCUGUUGGACGCCACGCCUACGACUUUGACGGUGCAGUGGUGGGAGCCGAUGGACAACUACUUGUGUGUUGACAAGUACAGCGUCAGGUGGUGGCACCACCGCGGAGGGAUCGAAGGCAACCAGAUGUUAGUACUGAGAAGCACACGAAGCCCAUUGGUGGACCCCAUGACCCUGCCAAACCUCGACCCAUGCACCGAAUACAAUGUGGAAGUGGUGGCCGUCACGCCCAAUGGAGAGGAGAGUGCAGCUGCACCCCUCACGGCUUUUACUACUGGCUGUGUCCACUAAGGAUGAAGUGGAGUGUCAAGCCGCCGCUUUCAUCAUUUCAAGGCGCCCACUGACAGCCUAACAAUUGUCCACUCCUUCCCUCACUUCCAAAAGUCAUCAUGUCACUCUGUAUGAGGUAAUUGUGCAAGCGUCGAGUGGUUUCAGUAAAUUUAAUUGAUAAAUAUAUAUAGGAACA